AUGAUCAAAUUCCCUGGCACAGUUCCGACUGUGCAAGUCAUGCUUCAGCGAUGGACGACCCUCAUGACGAUUUUUCCUGCUCAAGUGGAACAGUUGCAGGACACCCUGAAAGCCUUGAAGGAGUCAGCUUUGGAGCAGGAGCAUCUCCCUUUUGACCCCUCAGGCACUGCCAACAGCGCCGAUGAAGGGACUGGGGCCGGCUCGUUGCCCGGUCUAACGGACACCACAACUUUACUCUCCCUGGAAGAUCCGACCGAUGAAGGUGGCAGAGCCACAAAGCCUGAAGCGGGUUCAAAACCCCACCUCGCAUACACAAUUGCUGCCGACGGGUCUCGAUCUCUGUCUGGGGCAACCCAGCAAGACAAGGUUGAGUAUUUGCACGACCUGUUCCCCACAAUCACGCCGUUGACCAUUCAGCAAACACUGCAAAAAUGUGCGGGUGAUAUUGAUAAGUCCAUGGAUGUGCUUCUGAAUCUCGCGUUUUUUGACGAGAGCCAAAUUGACGAGGACGGGACCAAGAUCUCACUUCCCAAGGGCAUUGAUGGCUUCAUGCAAGAAGAUAUUGUUGGGUCCAGUCGCAAGAAGGGCCGCAAGAAGCGCCAGACCAAGAACCAUGGCAAUUCUGGGUUUGAAUCGUCAAUGGAGUCGUUGGAGGUCGAGCCGCUGAAUAAAUGGCAGUCGGGGCAGAGAGACAUUGAGUUCAUCUGGACCCGAACGUCAGCUGUGUUGACAAAGCAAUAUGUUACUUCCACGUAUCAUGCAAAUGCAAUGUCGUUACCUGCCACCAUUCGGGCUAUUGCUAUUGCAAACUCUCCAGAGAAACACUCGGAUAAUCAAAAAGACCUCGUAACGGACGUUCAGGUCGCAGAACUUUCCCACGACUUCCCUUCCAUUCCCCCCUCCACCCUUGCUGGGCUUUGCGCCGUGACACAGAACAUAAUGUCGGCAACCAGUGAGUUGGCAGUCAAAAUGACCAGUCAACCUCCUCCUCCGAUACUCUCCGACCUCAUCAAAUUCACUGCGCCGCCCAUCGAUACCACCUCCGACCAUGACCAGCCAAAACGACGCCCGAACACCCCGCAACACCUCGUCAGUUACGACGAGGCCCACGCCUCCGCCACCACCCAAUUUGCGGCCGGCUCACAGGCCUACUCCCAAGCCUCCCAGGCCUAUCGGCGGGGUGGUUCCACCCCCUUGCUGCGUGGUGCCGCGGCCUACUAUUCAGAGGUCGGCCGGGACCAGUUCAGCAAAGCCAAAGCCAACAUCGCCGCUGCUGCUGAUGCCCUGGUUGCGGAGCAGUCUUCCGCUUCCUGUAUUGACCUUCACGGCGUCCCUGUCCAGGACGCCGUCCGUAUCACUCGUGAUCGGGUGGCAGCCUGGUGGGGGUCUCUGGGCGACGCCAAGUACCAGCGCGGAGAGGCCCUCGGCGCUCGUGGUGGAUUUCGCAUCAUCACUGGCGUUGGGCGUCAUAGCCGGGAUGGCACCUCGCGCCUGGGGCCCGCCGUGAGCAAGAUGCUGGUGCGAGAGGGGUGGCGCGUGGAGAUUGGGGAGGGCGAGCUGACGGUACUUGGGGUUGCCCGUCGCUGA
Molecule: messenger RNA, 1587 nt
Organism: Penicillium riverlandense
Lineage: Eukaryota; Fungi; Ascomycota; Eurotiomycetes; Eurotiales; Aspergillaceae
Exons: 2
Coding region: 1-1587 (528 amino acids)
Molecular function (GO): ubiquitin binding
Source: RefSeq, a predicted model, not a curated record